Molecule: messenger RNA, 1989 nt
Organism: Pteronotus mesoamericanus
Lineage: Eukaryota; Metazoa; Chordata; Mammalia; Chiroptera; Mormoopidae
Gene: SLC25A38
Product: solute carrier family 25 member 38
Exons: 7
Coding region: 312-1226 (304 amino acids)
Biological process (GO): glycine import into mitochondrion
Cellular component (GO): mitochondrial inner membrane; mitochondrion
Molecular function (GO): glycine transmembrane transporter activity
Source: RefSeq, a predicted model, not a curated record
AGCCUUCUUCACGCCUCCGAUACACUUAGCCUUAGUCUCCAGUCCUGAAGUGUGGGCAGAAUGUGCCGGAGAGCAGAAUAGCGGUGUCUGCCGACCAAGUGAAAAGCCGCAAGCAGUUCCCGGUGCGGGCUCGUGCGGCACAGCGGAGCUGCGCGCGCAGCCCCCGAUCGCACAGGUCCCGGCCCGGACGGGUGCAGACCGCAGAGAGCGCGGCUACCGUCAUCGCGUUGUCUUCUCCAGAGUCGCCAAGGCCGGGCCUGAACUCGCACCGACGGGCCCCUGAGCCCAGUACACUCCACAGGUCUCCGCCAAUGAUUCAGAAUUCAAGUCCGGCGCUGCUGCAACCUCAAGAUGUCGGAGACAGGAUGGAAACGCUUAUGUUGCACCCGGUGAUCAAAGCCUUCCUGUGCGGCUCCAUCAGUGGCACCUGCUCUACCCUCCUCUUCCAGCCCCUGGAUCUCCUCAAAACGCGCCUGCAGACUCUCCAGCCCUCAGCCCCUGGAUCCAGCCGCAUCGGGAUGUUGGCUCUGCUCCUGCAGGUGGCCCGCACCGAGAGCCUCCUGGGCCUUUGGAAAGGGAUGUCCCCUUCCAUUGUGAGAUGUGUCCCCGGCGUUGGAAUCUACUUCGGCACCCUGUACUCUCUGAAGCAGUACUUCCUGCGAGGCCACCCCCCCACCGCCAUGGAGUCGGUCAUACUGGGGGUGGGCUCUCGCUCAGUCGCAGGGGUCUGCAUGUCGCCCAUCACUGUUAUCAAGACGCGUUACGAGAGCGGGAGGUAUGGCUAUGAGAGCAUCUACGCAGCCCUGAGGAGCAUCUACCGCAGCGAGGGCCACCGGGGCCUCUUCAGUGGCCUGACAGCAACGCUCCUUCGUGACGCGCCCUUUUCUGGAAUCUACCUAAUGUUUUACAACCAGACCAAAGACCUCGUGUCCCCUGACCAGUUGGAUGCAGCCCUUAUUCCCGUUGUAAAUUUCAGCUGUGGGAUAUUUGCUGGUAUCCUGGCCUCCUUGGUAACUCAGCCUGCAGAUGUUAUCAAAACUCACAUGCAGCUCUCCCCAAUGAAGUUUCGGUGGUUUGGCCAGGCAGUGACAAUCAUCUUUAAGGACUACGGGUUGCGUGGCUUCUUCCAAGGCGGUGUCCCCCGGGCCCUCCGCAGGACCCUGAUGGCAGCCAUGGCGUGGACCGUCUACGAGGAGAUGAUGGCCAAGAUGGGCCUGAAGUCCUGACCGCGAGAGCACUGGGAGAAGAUAGGAUCUGUUGCCCUGCCUGGUUUCUGCCGAGGGCAGCUUCGUCUCACUGUCCUGGAGUGGGCUGGAGUCCUAUCUGGAAAGCCAGGCAAAUAUGUCACCUUGUUACCCAGUUCAAGUAGAGAAUAGAUGGGCCUGACUUAAGCCUUCAGAAUCUCCCAAAAGAGGAAUCACUGAUACUUACAGCACAUUGGGCAGUUAGGAGGAGGGUUUUCACACCCUGCAAGGCUACCUGAAAGCAUUUCCCGAAAGGGAGCUCUGUCAGGGUGAUCCCUGCUUCAGCCACCCACCUACACCAUGGUGCCUCUUGGGAUCUGUUCUUGGGCAGGGCAUCGCAAAGCAGGAGAAGCGGUGCGCCACCCGCUGGGGCUGACUAACUCCAGCCGGGGGUGGGGUUUCUGCAGAGAGGAGUCACUGCCCCCAGGCUGGAGUCCACCUCUGCAGCGAUAGGAGGAGGAGGAGGAGGAGGAGAAGGAGGAGGAGGUGUCAUUACUUAGUUGGUUCCUCAUCAACUUUUCAGAGGCCCUACGGAAGGCGAGGACAGUGGCUUUCUCGCCUCUAAGUGUCCAAAUAAAGUUUACGACUGUCUUGGCCUCGGCACUGUUUCAGCUCCGAGUUCUGGCAUUUUUCUGCAGCUAAAGUUCAGAUAAAUAAAACGAAGCACUUUAUCACUGAAAACUUUUUGGAAAACCUACUGUGACCACUCUGUUUUAGGACCUGGCAUGUUUUUAAAGACUAUUUU